This is a messenger RNA of Maudiozyma barnettii, 1026 nucleotides long. RefSeq names its product Bub3p (gene BUB3). The record is from RefSeq and is a predicted model, not a curated record. Lineage: Eukaryota; Fungi; Ascomycota; Saccharomycetes; Saccharomycetales; Saccharomycetaceae. Gene Ontology annotation, molecular function: ubiquitin binding. Gene Ontology annotation, cellular component: mitotic checkpoint complex; bub1-bub3 complex; kinetochore. The transcript has a single exon. Bases 1 to 1026 code for a protein of 341 amino acids. Gene Ontology annotation, biological process: mitotic spindle assembly checkpoint signaling.
AUGAGCAGCAGUAUAACCAAUAAUGAAGGAAUAUUAAUAGAAAGCACACCAGAUGAUUAUAUUAGUGACUUGGUGAUCAGCGAAUUACCGAACAUCGGUCCAUGCCUAUUGGUAACAGCUUGGGAUGGUACACUAUCCAUAUACAAAACAAAUUCAGAAAUCACCAACAAGGAUAAGUUACCGUCUUUGUAUAAAAGAGGAAAAAAUGAAACACCUCUAAUAUGUUGUUGUGUUCUCAAUUUGGAUAUCUAUGUUGGCACAGUACAAGGACAAUUACUUAGAUAUGAUAUCGGGACAAAUAUGUUUAAACCAGUCUUAGUGACAGGUGAAGAUGUUUCUACAUUGGCAUUAUGUAAAAUAUUUGUUUAUGGAAAUCAUCAUUUAAAUAAUUCGUUAAUAUGCAUAUCUUGGGAUGGGUCGAUCUCGGUAGUAGAUGUCGGUCUAGGAAAAAUAGACAUGAGGAUACAAUUGAAAGAAGAUCGUAAAAUCUUAUCAGCAGAUUGUAAUUCAAAUAAAUUAAUAUUGGUUGAAACAGGGCAUAAACUUCGAUUGUUUGAAUUACCAUUACGAGAACAGGACGAGGGUAUUUCAAUGGUGUCAGCUUUAAAAUAUCAAAUAAGAGAUAUUAAACUAUUACCUACGUCUAGUGGUUAUGUUAUAAGUAGCAUAGAUGGUAGAGUAGCUGUGGAAUAUCUAAAUGAACCUGAAAGGCAGUUUGCAUUCAGAUGUCACAGAUUAAAUUUAAAAGAUACCCAGUUUGUCUUUCCAGUUAACACGUUGGCAUUUUGUCCUGGAACCUCGAAAAUGUUGACUGGUGGGUCAGACGGAGCAGUGUCGUUCUGGAAUUUGGAUACUAGAAGGAAGUUGAAACAAUUUCCUAAAUUUAAUUCAAAUAGUGUAGUUAAACUCGUCUGUGAUAAAGACAUGUUCUACGUUGCGACUUCGGAUGAUUCAUUUAAAACCAACGCAACAAUCGAUAGUAAUAUAGAAUUACAGCCAAGCAACAUAUAUAUUGUUUCUAUAUAA